AUGGCCAAUCCUAUCUCGGUCGAGUUCGGUCGCAAGGUCCGAUGCGAUAAGGCGGUGCCAUGUUCGACCUGCAUCCGACGGGGUGAGGCAGAGCUUUGCGUCCGCGAGACGGUCAUCGUCAGAGGCAACGUGACCGUAGCCCAGGACUCCGAUCAACAGCCGACAUACGAGCAGCUGCUUGUCGAGAUUGCACUGCUGAGGCAGCAACAGGUGCCACCGCAACCACAGCCGCACAUUCUUCCGGUGCCGUCACAACAGUUGGAUUACAACGCAGUCCAUCUGACCGUUGAGAGGUCACGUGCACUCGACGAGACCCUGUUCCAAUCUGCGGCACCACACCUCCCCACUUCUAACCGCAUCGGCUGGGACUCGAUCAUCCUUCCCAGUACGCAGUGCAGCAUCGGCCUGGUCGAGUACGACAAGAUAUGGAACUCGUGGGUGCACUACGCGAUCGAGUAUCCGCAGUUUGAGCACGAGCACAACCGCUUUCUACUCGCACUGCAAUCCGGCACACCGCUACACGAGUACGAUGCAUCAUGGCUGGCUAUCUACUUCAGUGUCAUCACAGCUGCAUUGCUGACCAUGGAUGAUGAGGAGGCGAAUCAAUUAGGUCUCUUAGCCCUAAACUACGACUACACCACUCUGUUGCGCAACUGGUAUGAUGCUUCACUUUUCUGCUUACACCAGGCAGACUUUAUGCGCCGGCUGGAUAUGCGGACAGUGCAAGCUGUUGCCAUCCUGGGCAUCUGCUUUGUCAACUUUGGCGACAAGCACCUGUACGAAUCCAUAUGGGCCUGCGCCUUUAGUAUUGCACAGCGUCUAGGACUUGACCAGCCGGGCGUUUCUGCUGCUGAUGGGAUGAGUCAGGAGGCCCGCCGGCGGCUGUGGUGGACGUUGGUUAUUUGUGACUGGCUCCAAGUGCCGUACCGCAUCCCGAUAGUGAGAGACGGCGACUUUGACGUCGACCUGCCAUCGGUGGAGGGCAAUCCAAGGCCGAUUGGGUCCGAUGGCCGUUCCAUUCACCCGGUCCACUACCACACCUUCAUGGCGCGGUGCUCGAGAGUCUGGCACCGCUUCCAGGCCGCCCUACGUACGACGGCUGGUGCGGCCACCCUGGAUGAUACGGUGCGGCGGGCGGACUGUGAGCUGGCCGAGAUUAUCGAUACGUUGCCGCACUACCUGCAGCCGGACCGACAAUAUGAGGCAGACGAGCUGGAGGCGACAUAUCCGUGGAUUGUGUGGCAGCGCUUCGACAUCACGCUCGUGCUGCUACACCUGCGACUGCGGGCCAAUCAGGUGCUACGGGACACGUGGUCAGCGAAGACGACAACGAGGACGACGCCGAUGCACCAUCCGUACAGCUGGGCGCGGAGCCUCUGCAUCGCCACAGCCCGGGAGCUCAUUUGGAUCUGCCAUCACUGGCACCAGCCGGUGACGAAACGGCGGCAGUGGGCACUGUCGUUCUACGUCUUCAAUGCUGCUAGGCACCUCGUCGAAGAGUGCCUUGAAUGGUCAACUACGGAUAUGGAGAAGCUCGCGUGGCGCUCUGAUGUUGCCGUAGGAAUGGCCUACCUCGAAGCCAUCCAGUCGCACAACGUCAUCGCGCAGGAGGGCGUACAGAUCCUGAAAGGGUUGUUGCAGUAG
Messenger RNA from Grosmannia clavigera kw1407, 1644 nucleotides. Its product is annotated as c6 zinc finger domain containing protein. The transcript has 6 exons. Lineage: Eukaryota; Fungi; Ascomycota; Sordariomycetes; Ophiostomatales; Ophiostomataceae. The record is from RefSeq and is a predicted model, not a curated record. The coding region runs from base 1 to 1644 and encodes 547 amino acids. Gene Ontology annotation, biological process: regulation of DNA-templated transcription; DNA-templated transcription. Gene Ontology annotation, molecular function: zinc ion binding; DNA binding; DNA-binding transcription factor activity, RNA polymerase II-specific.